Dentiscutata heterogama is the source of this 637-nucleotide messenger RNA. The record is from the annotation of a GenBank genome assembly. Lineage: Eukaryota; Fungi; Glomeromycota; Glomeromycetes; Diversisporales; Gigasporaceae.
GUUGCUUCUGAUCCUAUUCAUUCCGGAAAAGACAAUGAAUCAAAAACGUGUCCACAGGCUAUGCUUUCGGCUACUUCUGAAUGUGAUAUAAAAGGUCAAAUGAUAUUUUAUCAAGAUGUAAAGGGAAAUACAUGGCUUACUGGCACUUAUCAGUACGGAUUUCAAGAUCCAAAUAUUUGGAAUUACGAUUGGACUAUUCAAAAUGGUUGUGGAGAAAUUCUUUUUAAUCUUACCUCUUGGCUCAAUAUGGAGUUUGUUAAGGAUAGUGGAUGCAAUGGUUAUUCUUCUGAUGAUUCGAAAAAAAAUGAUUACAAAAAGAGAGGUGGUUAUCUUAAUAAGAGGCAUAAAUUUGGUACCUUUGAUGAAAAAUGUUAUAUUGGACCUUGGGGAACCAAACCGUGGGUUAUUAAAGUUGAUAAAUUAACUUGGGAUUGUGAAAAAGAAGGUAUUAAAUAUCAUACAUGCGAUGAAAAAGAUAUUUACGAUGACAAAGUCGCGGAUCAUGAUGAUGAAAUUCCAAACCGACUUGAUGAUCAAGGUCCAAAAACUGGCUUGUAUCUCAUAAUAAACGGUGAAAGUAAAUCAGGAAAGCGUGAUAACAGUCAAUCUGUCGCUGAAAUUAACAUUAAUGAUUACA